Messenger RNA from Morus notabilis, 726 nucleotides. Its product is annotated as protein PARTING DANCERS. Bases 1 to 720 code for a protein of 239 amino acids. Gene Ontology annotation, biological process: resolution of meiotic recombination intermediates. The record is from RefSeq and is a predicted model, not a curated record. Lineage: Eukaryota; Viridiplantae; Streptophyta; Magnoliopsida; Rosales; Moraceae. The transcript is spliced from 8 exons.
AUGGCGGAUCAAAAUCUAUCUGAGCUCGUGAAUUCAGAUGGUGUUUCAGGGGUUUGUAUGAUGAGCAACACAUGGAAAGUUGAACAACACCCAUCUUUCAUUAACUUCAUCUCCACCUUCCUCAAUGCAAAUUCUUUCCGUCUUAACUUCGUUGGAAUCGCCCCCGAUUUUAUUUUCAAUUGUGGUGGUUCGUCGGUGGCAUUUAUCUUCUUGACGAACUGGGAUUGCACUAAUGUCUCCCCAGUCUUUGGCAGAAUUCAGAAACUGAGGUUACAGUUCGCACACUUAUAUGUUGUCAUCACUCUCGCUACCAAGGAGCAAAAUGAUUCAUUUGUUCGUUCUUAUUUCAAAUUUGGGACGGAACUUGGCAAGCCAACCUUUGUACCUGUUCAAGACAUGGAGAUGGGGUUUGAGAAGAUUGUGAAGAUAGCUCACUCUCUUGGAGUAUGCAAGCAGCAAGAUGCCACGACAAAAUUGAAGUCUGAGAGGAAACAAGCAGUGCAAGGAAUGGACGUCUUCCGACAAGUGGUCACAUCCAUCCCAGGGAUUGACGCUCAUGAUGCGAAUGCGCUUAAUCAAGCUAUUGGUUCGAUUGAAGCUAUUGCCAAGGCAUCCAAGGAGUAUAUUCUGGAAAACACAGAUCUUUCAGCUGAAAAGGCAGAGGUUAUUUUUAGGUUUUUCCGGGAUCCAAAGUUCUACCUAAGUCCCAAGAUCAAUUGAUGAAAG